AUGGGUGGAUGCGUCUCUUUUCCUCAUCAAAGAUCCAAAGACUUGGGCAUCAGUUCUUUGUCAUUGAAACAAACCCAAAACAAACAAGGAACACGUUUUCACAAUGGUUCACCAAAUGAAAAUUAUAGCAAUGCUAGAAAAGCUAAAGUUUUGAAGCGACCAAAAAAGAUUCACAAAGGAAUUAUUGGACUUCCUUCUAAUUUCCAGCACACAGGGCACAUUGGAAUUGCUGAAAUGCGUAGUGGAAGAGUUGAUCCAGAGAAAAUUAAAAUUCAAAUGGCUGAAGUUGCAGCUGCGUUACGUCUAGAAAUAGUGAAUGAUACAGGAUCGAUUCCUUCAACACCAAGAUCAGAACCUAAAUUAUUAUUUACCGAUGCUCCAAAUGGUUUCUCUUCAUCAAGAAAACCGACUUUAACUCCAGUCUCUUCACCUUCACCUCGACCUACCACGCCAACAGCGUUACAACAAACUAAAAUUGAUCCGAUGGCUGAAGUUAUUGCAGCUAUGAAAAUGCCAAUUGAUGGAAAUUUCAAUAAUCGCAAUAAAUUUCAUUCUGAUGCCGUAAAUUCCGGUGGGGUAAAAGUUGCAUAG
Cetraspora pellucida is the source of this 591-nucleotide messenger RNA. NCBI's taxonomy places the organism in Eukaryota, Fungi, Glomeromycota, Glomeromycetes, Diversisporales, Gigasporaceae. The record is from the annotation of a GenBank genome assembly.